AGGAACCCCAAGAUAUCUACUGGUUGGCCCAGUGUCUUUACCUAACAGCUCAGUAUCAUAGGGCAGCACAUGCCCUUCGAUCGCGUAAGCUAGAUAAGUUAUAUGAAGCAUGUCGCUACCUUGCAGCUAGAUGUCAUUAUGCUGCGAAAGAACAUCAGCAGGCCCUGGAUAUUCUUGAUAUGGAAGAGCCAAUCAACAAACGACUUUUUGAAAAGUACUUGAAGGAUGAAAGUGGAUUGAAAGACUCUGCCACAGACUGGGAGAUGUCACAAUCCUCUAUCAAGAGUUCUAUAUGCCUUUUGCGAGGGAAGAUUUAUGAUGCUUUGGAUAAUAGAACCCUAGCAACAUACAGCUACAAAGAGGCCUUGAAGCUUGAUGUUUACUGCUUUGAAGCAUUUGAUCUUUUAACGUCGCACCAUAUGCUGACAGCACAAGAAGAAAAAGAACUUCUUGAGUCUCUACCUCUUAGUAGACAAUGUACAGAAGAAGAGCAAGAACUGCUUCACUUUUUGUUUGAGAAUAAAUUGAAAAAGUAUAAUAAACCCAGUGAAACACUGAUUCCUGAAUCAGUAGAUGGUCUUCAGGAAAACCUGGAUGUGGUAGUAUCCUUAGCUGAAAGACAUUAUUAUAACUGUGAUUUCAAAAUGUGUUACAAGCUUACUUCUGCAGUGAUGGAAAAAGAUCCUUUCCAUGCAAAUUGUUUACCUGUGCAUAUAGGGACACUUGUGGAGCUUAAUAAAGCAAAUGAGCUUUUCUAUCUUUCUCACAAACUGGUGGACUUGUACCCAAAUAAUCCUGUAUCAUGGUUUGCAGUAGGAUGCUACUAUCUCAUGGUUGGCCACAAAAAUGAACAUGCCAGAAGAUAUCUCAGUAAAGCUACUACACUUGAGAGAACCUGCGGACCUGCGUGGAUAGCAUAUGGACAUUCAUUUGCAGUUGAGAGUGAGCAUGACCAGGCAAUGGCUGCAUACUUCACAGCUGCACAGCUCAUGAAAGGGUGUCAUUUGCCGAUGCUCUAUAUUGGACUGGAAUAUGGUUUGACCAACAAUUCAAAGCUAGCUGAAAGGUUUUUCAGCCAAGCUUUAAGCAUUGCACCUGAAGAUCCUUUUGUUAUGCAUGAAGUUGGAGUGGUUGCAUUUCAAAAUGGAGACUGGAAAACUGCAGAAAAGUGGUUUCUUGAUGCACUGGAAAAAAUCAAAGCUAUUGGAAAUGAGGUAACAGUUGAUAAGUGGGAGCCUUUACUGAACAACUUAGGACAUGUCUGCAGAAAACUCAAGAAAUAUGAAGAAGCACUGGAAUAUCAUCGCCAGGCUCUAGUACUAAUUCCUCAAAAUGCUUCUACUUACUCUGCUAUUGGCUACAUACAUAGUCUAAUGGGCAAUUUUGAAAGUGCAAUCGACUAUUUUCAUACGGCCCUUGGUCUUAGGAGGGAUGACACAUUUUCAGUCACAAUGCUUGGUCAUUGUAUAGAAAUGUAUAUUGGUGAUUCUGAAGCCUACAUUG
This is a messenger RNA of Pterocles gutturalis (yellow-throated sandgrouse), 1503 nucleotides long. RefSeq names its product cell division cycle 16 (gene CDC16). Gene Ontology annotation, molecular function: protein binding. The record is from RefSeq and is a predicted model, not a curated record. Lineage: Eukaryota; Metazoa; Chordata; Aves; Pterocliformes; Pteroclidae. The annotation marks the transcript as partial. Gene Ontology annotation, biological process: cell division. The transcript has 15 exons.